Coregonus sp. 'balchen' is the source of this 2939-nucleotide messenger RNA. Lineage: Eukaryota; Metazoa; Chordata; Actinopteri; Salmoniformes; Salmonidae. The record is from the annotation of a GenBank genome assembly.
AUGUUCUUCGAGGGUAUACCGGUGUCGUUAGAGGUACGUGUUUAAUUUCAAAAGCGCGGCGCAGCACAGGGUUUUUGUAUCCACGUUACACUUGUCUUGCCUCUCAGCAAUUGCAUCCACAUCUCUCUGAAUUUCACAACGGUAUUAAAAGAUAUUACGCCGAUUUACAUAGUGAAGAGAAUGUUUCAAAGUUGAACAGCCCUGGCAAGCUUCUGGCACAACAAGAUGCAUAUGAGAUGGAGAGUGACUCAAGUCAAAGUAAGUAGAGCUAAAAUUGAAUAAAUCAGACAACUAAGUUAGUUAGCUAGUAGUGUGAGUAACGUUACAUAGAUAUAAGGCACCUAAUGCAAUUACAAAGGCAUACUAUCUGAUCUAGCUAAGCGCCGUACCUGCCUCUUCAUGUUAAAGUUCAUUAUGUAUUUUUUCUUUUCGGAAGGGCAGGGCUGUGCAUGGCACUUUUCUGUAGACCAAUUCUAAAGCUUCAUAUAGGGGUUAGCUGGCUGAGUUUACUCACCUCCACAAUAUAUACACCCGUAUGGAAGAUAUCCAUAUUACAGGGAUUUAAACUACAGCUAAGUAUAGGGUAUGCCUAACCUGGGUGCCAGUCUGUUGGUGCCGUCAUGCCAACUCCUUGUCACUCGAACAUGCUUGGUAUGACAUUGAGUGACAGGGAGCUGGAAUGAUGUCACAACCAGACUGGCACCCAGGCUAGUGUAUGACGUAUGAACACACUGAAUGACUGUUUAAUGUGAUGAUCCUCCCUCUCUCCUUGCUGCAGGAAACCCUCAGGAGGACUUUAACAUCGACGUGUUGGUGUCCCUUCUCCGCCAGGAGAAUGCAGCAGACAUCUGUGUCAUCAAGGUGCCUGAGGACAUCAAGUACACAGACUACUUCAUCGUUGUCAGCGGGUCCUCCCCAAGGCACCUCCGUGCCAUGGCGCUCUAUGCCAUUAAAGUGGUAAUUCAUUUAUUGGAUCAAUUGUAAGGUUGCAAAAUUCCGGUAACUUUCCCUAAAUUCCCAGGUUUUCCGGAUAUCCUGGUAGGAAGAUUAGCAGAAUCAGAAGGGAAUAAGUAGGAAACCUGGAAUUUUGCAACUCCAUUUGGACCAUUUGGGUAAUGGUGCUGCUGGUCAAAGCUGUGCAGCAAAUGUAAUGUACAUUGACACCACUGUGUUGUUGUAAUACUACAUGUUUCAUAUUUUGGCAGUACAAAUAUAUGAAGAAAGAUGGGGACCCACAUGCGAAGAUUGAGGGAAAGGAUGCAGACGACUGGAUGUGCAUUGACUUCGGUAUGUUUUAUGAUCUGCUCCUGGCUGUGGAUUAUAGUACAGUAGAAUGAUCUGCUCCUGGCUGUGGAUUAUAGUACAGUAGUAUGAUCUGCUCCUGGCUGUGUAUUAUAGUGCAGUAGGAUGAUCUGCUCCUGGCUGUGUAUUAUAGUGCAGUAGAAUGAUCUGCUCCUGGCUGUGGAUUAUAGUACAGUAGAAUGAUCUGCUCCUGGCUGUGUAUUAUAGUACAGUAGAAUGAUCUGCUCCUGGCUGUGGAUUAUAGUACAGUAGUAUGAUCUGCUCCUGGCUGUGUAUUAUAGUGCAGUAGAAUGAUCUGCUCCUGGCUGUGUAUUAUAGUGCAGUAGGAUGAUCUGCUCCUGGCUGUUGGAUUAUGCGGAAUUGCUCCUGGCUGUGUAUUAUAGUGCAGUAGAAUGAUCUGCUCCUGGCUGUGGAUUAUAGUACAGUAGAAUGAUCUGCUCCUGGCUGUGGAUUAUAGUACAGUAGUAUGAUCUGCUCCUGGCUGUGGUAUUAUAGUGCAGUAGGAUGAUCUGCUCCUGGCUGUGGAUUAUAGUGCAGUAGGAUGAUCUGCUCCUGGCUGUGGAUUAUAGUGCAGUAGGAUGAUCUGCUCCUGGCUGUGGAUUAUAGUGCAGUAGGAUGAUCUGCUCCUGGCUGUGGAUUAUAGUGCUGUAGGAUGAUCUGCUCCUGGCUGUGGAUUAUAGUGCAGUAGGAUGAUCUGCUCCUGGCUGUGGAUUAUAGUGCUGUAGGAUGAUCUGCUCCUGGCUGUGUAUUAUAGUGCAGUAGGAUGAUCUGCUCCUGGCUGUGGAUUAUAGUGCUGUAGGAUGAUCUGCUCCUGGCUGUGUAUUAUAGUGCAGUAGGAUGAUCUGCUCCUGGCUGUGUAUUAUAGUGCUGUAGGAUGAUCUGCUCCUGGCUGUGUAUUAUAGUGCAGUAGGAUGAUCUGCUCCUGGCGCUGGAUUAUAGUGCUGUAGGAUGAUCUGCUCCUGGCUGUGUAUUAUAGUGCAGUAGGAUGAUCUGCUCCUGGCUGUGUAUUAUAGUGCUGUAGGAUGAUCUGCUCCUGGCUGUGUAUUAUAGUGCAGUAGGAUGAUCUGCUCCUGGCGCUGGAUUAUAGUGCAUGUAGAUUAGAAUAAUUUACUGAAAUAUCACACUGAUGGUCUCUACAAAUAUUACACUGAUAUAUUUUCUCUGGAUAUGUGUUUAAUAAGGUAAGGUUAUUACAUUUAUGUGAAAAUGUCAAUUUGUUACUUGCUACUCCUCUCUCUCUCUCUCUCUCUCUCUCUCUGUGUCUCUCUCUCUCGCUCUGUCUCUCCUUCCCUCUGAGUAGGAAGCAUGGUGGUCCACUUCAUGCUACCAGAGACCAGAGAGGUGUAUGAACUGGAGAAGCUGUGGACACUACGUUCUCUUGAUGAACAGCUGAGCUCCAUCCCUGUUGAGACGCUCCCAGAGGACUACAUAUUUGGAGCCAAUGUCAAUGUCACCAUGUGACUCAACAAUUAAACAACUGUUGAGACUGGAGUGUUAUUUAUUCAGAAGAAGCGACACUGAGGGUGCUUCCUAAAUGGCACCAUUUUCCUUUUAUAGUGCACUACUUUUGAACAGAGUCCUAUGGGCCCUGGUCAAAAGUAGUGCACUAUGUAGGGAAUAGCAAUGUACCAUUUGGG